AUCUAAUUUUCCGUUUACAUUGAUUAUUCUAAAAAACCGAACAGCGUCAUUGAGCACCACAUACUCUAUUCUCUUAUCGUUUUUAUUUAUAAAUCCAGAGUAAAUAAGAAAAAUUGUAAUCUCCAUUUUUGAACUUUGAGCUCUGAGAAAAAAAAUUAAACCAAAAUAAAAAAUAAAAAAUGUGUUCCUUGGAGAAGAAAGGCAACAUCUUCAUCCUAACCCUAACCGGGUCGGGUGAGCACAGGCUCAACCCGACGCUUCUCGAUUCAAUUCGAUCAGCUCUACGCCAAGUCCGAGCUCAGUCUUCUUCAUCUUCGGUCCUAAUCACAACCGCUCAAGGCAAGUUCUUCUCCAAUGGCUACGAUCUCGAACUGGUCAAGUCCUCCCCAUCUAGUCCCCAUAUCAUGGAUGCCAAACUGAGGUCGAUCGUAGCCGAUCUCAUCUCCCUCCCGAUGCCGACCAUCGCCGCCGUCACCGGCCACGCCUCCGCCGCCGGCUUCAUCCUAGCUCUCAGCCACGAUUAUGUCCUCAUGAGGCGGGAUAGGGGUUUCCUCUACAUGAGCGAGCUCGAUAUUGAUCUUGUUAUUCCUGCUUGGUUUACGGCUUUGAUCAAGUGCAAAAUCGGCGCGUCGAUGAGCCGCCGAGAUGUGGUGUUGAGAGCCGAUAAGGUGACGGCUGAUGAAGCCGUGAAGAAGGGGAUUAUCGAUUCGGCGUAUGAUAGCGCGGAGCAAACGGUUGAAGCUGCCGUUGGAGUGGGGAAGAAUUUGGUUGGGAGAAAGUGGAAUGGUGACGUGUACGCUCAGAUUCGAAUGGAAGUCUUGUCGGAUGUACUGGAUGCGAUUCGUGUCGGCAGCACUGGGUCAAAGCUGUAACAUUGUUUGCAUCGUACUUGACCAUAAGUGUUAUUGUAAACCGUGGAUAAAAAAUUUUAAAAUAUAGAAAAAAAGUUUAAUUGAUAAAUAAAUUAAUAAA
Ziziphus jujuba (common jujube) is the source of this 972-nucleotide messenger RNA. Its product is annotated as enoyl-CoA delta isomerase 1, peroxisomal. Gene Ontology annotation, biological process: fatty acid beta-oxidation. The coding region runs from base 180 to 872 and encodes 230 amino acids. The transcript has a single exon. Gene Ontology annotation, cellular component: peroxisome. NCBI's taxonomy places the organism in Eukaryota, Viridiplantae, Streptophyta, Magnoliopsida, Rosales, Rhamnaceae. The record is from RefSeq and is a predicted model, not a curated record. Gene Ontology annotation, molecular function: delta(3)-delta(2)-enoyl-CoA isomerase activity; enoyl-CoA hydratase activity.